UCGACGCCCCAGCGUCCAUAAAAAGAAUUUCAGGCGAAGCCGUUGACGACCAUCGCCACCGACCGACCAUCUCUUCCGCCGGCGACGUCGCUCCGAUCUCCGCCCUGCUGCGCAUGCCCCCCGCGGUGUGUUCCUUCAUCAUCGCCGCGCAAAAGCGCAUUCCGUGAAUCACAUCUGAGAGAGAGAGAGAGAGAGAGAGGAUGAGGUGGAAUGGAGAUCGCUGGCCGACGAUGGAUCUGCUCCGGUCCGAGCCAAUGCAGUUGGCUCAGCUCAUCAUCCCCAUCGAAUCGGCUCGUCGGACCGUCUCCUACCUCGGCGAUCUCGGCCUCUUCCAAUUCAAAGACCUUAAUGCAGACAAGAGCCCCUUCCAGAGGACGUAUGCUGCCCAGAUGAAAAGGUGUGGAGAGAUGGCACGCAAGCUACGUUUUCUAAGGGAGCAAAUGAUAAAGGCUGGUUUGUCGACAUCAACAAGGCCUUCGUCAGGCACUGAUGUAAAUGUGGAAAACUUGGAGGCGAAACUCGGAGAACUUGAAGCAGAAAUUAUUGAAAUGAAUGCAAACAACGAACAGUUACAACGCACCUAUGCUGAAUUAUCGGAAUAUAAGCUCGUUCUUCAGAAGGCUGGCGAGUUUUUUCAUUCAACUAAAAGCAUUGCUGCAGUUCAACAACGAGAACUCGAAGCAGAGUCUCUUGGUGAAGGAUCCAUUGACAGUCCCUUGUUAUUAGAGCAAGAAAUGGUGACGGAUCCUUCCAAGCAAGUUAAGUUGGGUUUUGUCAGUGGCCUGGUGCAGAGAGACAAAUCAACAGCUUUUGAAAGAAUUUUGUUCCGUGCAACAAGGGGAAAUGUGUUUUUGAAGCAAGCCACUGUUGAAGAGCCCAUUAGAGAUCCUGCCUCUGGAGAAAAGGUUGAGAAAAAUGUAUUUGUUAUCUUCUACAGUGGAGAGAGAGCAAAGAACAAAAUCAUGAAAAUAUGUGAAGCAUUUGCAGCAAAUCGGUAUCCAUUUGCAGAUGAUAUAGGCAAGCAAUUUCAAAUGAUAACAGAGGUGUCUGGAAGACUCUUGGAGUUGAAGACAACUAUCGAUGUGGGGCUAUUACACCAAGCAAGUCUGCUUCAGGACAUUGCUCAUCAAUUUGAGCACUGGAGCCUUCUGGUGAAAAAGGAAAAAUCCAUAUAUCAUACUCUAAAUAUGCUAAGCAUCGAUGUGACCAAGAAAUGUCUAGUUGCAGAAGGUUGGUGUCCAGUUUCUGCAACCACUCAGAUUCAAAAUGCGCUGCAAAGGGCAACCUUAGACUGCAACUCACAAGUGGGAGCAAUAUUUCGUGUUCUGCAUACCGAGGAAUCACCACCUACUUACUUCUGUACAAAUAAAUUUACUACUGCUUUUCAAGAAAUCGUUGAUGCAUACGGAGUAGCCAAAUAUCAGGAAGCAAAUCCCGGUGUCUACACGAUUAUCACCUUUCCUUUCCUUUUUGCUGUAAUGUUCGGUGAUUGGGGCCAUGGCAUAUGCUUGCUUAUGGCAACUUUGUACUUUAUCUUCAGAGAAAAGAAGCUUUCUAAUCAGAAACUUGGGGACAUAACAGGGAUGAUAUUUGGUGGUCGUUAUGUCAUCCUGAUGAUGGCCCUGUUCUCGAUCUAUACUGGACUGAUAUACAAUGAAUUCUUUUCUGUCCCAUUUGACAUAUUUGGGCCCUCUGCCUAUGCUUGUCGAGAUCUCUCUUGCAGGGAUGCAUCUACCCAGGGAUUAAUAAAAGUUCGUGCUACUUAUCCAUUUGGUGUUGAUCCAGUGUGGCAUGGUAGUCGAAGUGAGUUACCCUUUCUCAACUCACUGAAGAUGAAGAUGUCUAUUUUACUGGGAGUUGCCCAGAUGAAUCUGGGAAUUGUGCUGAGCUACUUCAAUGCUAGAUUCUUUGCAAAUGAUCUGAACAUCCGGUACCAAUUCGUUCCCCAAAUGAUUUUCUUGAAUAGCCUGUUUGGCUACCUGUCACUCCUUAUAAUAGUCAAAUGGUGCACUGGAUCACAAGCAGAUCUGUACCAUGUAAUGAUAUAUAUGUUCUUGAGUCCUAUGGAGGACCUAGGUGAAAACCAGCUUUUUGUUGGCCAAAAAUUUCUUCAGGUUAUGUUACUUUUGUUGGCCCUGGCUGCAGUUCCAUGGAUGUUGUUCCCCAAGCCUCUUAUCUUGAAGAAGCAACAUGAGGAAAGGCACAAAGGGCAACAAUAUGCAAUCCUUCACAGUGUCGAUGAUCCUCUCGAGAUGGAUCUCCAUUCCGAUUCCCAUGGGCACGAGGAAUUUGAGUUCAGUGAGGUCUUCGUCCACCAACUUAUACAUACCAUUGAGUUCGUACUCGGAGCAGUUUCUAAUACGGCUUCUUACCUACGGUUAUGGGCUCUUAGUCUGGCCCAUUCGGAGCUGGCCAGUGUAUUCUAUGACAAAGUUUUACUCCUUGCAUGGGGGUUCAAUAACACCCUCGUGCUCAUUAUUGGCAUCAUCGUCUUUAUCUCUGCCACUGUCGGUGUGCUACUAGUGAUGGAAACUUUAAGCGCAUUCUUACAUGCUUUGCGACUUCACUGGGUGGAGUUCCAAAACAAGUUCUACGAGGGAGAUGGUUAUAAGUUCCAACCCUUUUCAUUCGCAUUACUAAGUGAGGAGGAUGAAUGACACAUCGAGUACAGCUUUUGGCGGACAGGAGACAAAACUUUGUUGUAUUGUGUUCAUGUUGUAGAUAUCCAUUGAUCCAUUCUUUUAAUGAAGUUCAUCCAGAAGCUUGAACAGCUAGUGCCGGGGGACAAAGAACACGAUGCAGCAAACUUGGUAGACCUUGGCCUCUUUGCUCUCCACUCCAUUGUGGUUAUACACGCUAACAGAAUCGCCGAUCCAGCUAUCAAAGUCCUUGAGGUUUGUGGCUAAUCGUUCAAUAUUCAUCGUAGGUAUUUUAGCUUUGUGAUGUUAUACAACCACAUAAUACGACCAAGGUCUAUCCAAUUGGGUCUAAUCACGGUAUUUUCAUUUUUAUA
Molecule: messenger RNA, 3013 nt
Organism: Syzygium oleosum
Lineage: Eukaryota; Viridiplantae; Streptophyta; Magnoliopsida; Myrtales; Myrtaceae
Product: V-type proton ATPase subunit a3-like
Exons: 18
Coding region: 201-2657 (818 amino acids)
Biological process (GO): proton transmembrane transport; vacuolar acidification
Cellular component (GO): vacuolar proton-transporting V-type ATPase, V0 domain; vacuolar proton-transporting V-type ATPase complex
Molecular function (GO): ATPase binding; proton-transporting ATPase activity, rotational mechanism
Source: RefSeq, a predicted model, not a curated record